Molecule: messenger RNA, 2494 nt
Organism: Vitrella brassicaformis
Lineage: Eukaryota; Vitrellaceae
Source: the annotation of a GenBank genome assembly
CUUCUGUUAAGACCAUUAGCUGUCGUGCAUUCACAUGUUUGUAUGGUACAUGAUGUCGCCCACUCACUCGCGCACACGUGUCCAUCCAUCCAUCUGUCGUCUUCCUCCCAUCCCAACUCUGCCCUUCUGCUUCGUGAAUUGAUGUGCGCGGUUGUCACCGCCGAUUGCCACGUCAGGGUGCCCGCCUGGUGCUCAGACAGACGCUCCUGAAGUGGCAGUGAACCAUGGCAACCACACUCAUCUAGCACGAAACAAAUGAGCACGUUCUCUCAGCACAAAGGUUUACUCAUACGCACACACACGCAGGUCGUCAAAAGCUGUUGGUCAAAACAGCAAAAAAUGGCAGUAGGUUGGCGGCAGCCAGGGAGGGAGGGUGGAUGGGCACAUGAGGGAGAGAGGGAGGGAGGGAGGGAGGGAUGCACAGGUAAGGCACACUCAGCUCAGAAGGUGGUCAGAGAGAAAGAGAGAGAGAGAGAGGCAGAGGCAAGUCAGGAGAACAAGACCAAUAUGAACACACAGCAGGCCGGGGGCGAUGCAUAGACGGGCAGCCAUCUGUCCAUCCAUCCGCCGUCUCUUAUCCAUCGCUCAUUUCCUGCCGAUUCCUGCGGUGAGUGAGGGCAGGGCCAUGUCAAUGUCCAUGGUGAAGUCGUAGUCGAUGGUAGGCACGAUGCUGCUGAUGAACUUCAGAAACACAAACAACGCCAAAUCGUGCCUGCAGAUGGAAAGGCACACACAACCAGCCACACACACACACACACUCACUCACACAGACGGAUGCACCGGGAAGUCGCGCGUGCCGUGACUGACCUUGGUGCCACGCCCUGCUCCACCCAGCUGUCGACCACCUUCUUCAUCACCUGCGCGUGCCUGGUCGAUGUCACAGACAGACAGACACAGAUGCACUGCAGUGAGUGUGUCGCUUUGUUAUGUUGCGCUGACUGACCUGCACGGGUGGAUGGAUGCGGUGGGGAUGCCUGUGCAGGGGUGUGGGUCGACCGUGACGGUCUUGGUGGCGUACUGGGUCAUCACGUCCUCAAAGAUCUGCUCGGGCUUCAGAGGCACACCAUUCUGACGCACACACACACACACACGAGAGAGAGAGAGAGAGAGGUGUUUCCCUACUCCUCUCAUGCGGCUGUUUGUUUGGUCUCUGCCCGCACCGCACGCACCUCGUCAUAGCCGAACAGCCACAGCCGGGGUGUCUGGUAGUAUUUGUCAUACGUCACCGUCAGAUCAUACGACCUCGUCCGGACGAUGUCUGAACCAAACCAAACCAAAGCAAACCCGCCGAGCAACCCCAUCGUCGGCUGGCGGCCUCUCUCUGUCCCCUCCUUGGCUCUCACCGGCGUCAGGGGCAGCGCAGACGAAGUACUUGCCCUGCCCGUCCAUUGCUGCCGGGGCGCUCGAUGGAGCGGCGCUCGCAGGGUCCUCCUGUACACCAAGACAGAGGAACAGGGCGAUGAGUGUGCCUGCCUGCCUGCCUGCCUGCCUGCCAGUGCAUCACUCCUUUCCAUCGCACCUCUUUGACGAGGUUGUCGACAUCCGCAAAGCUAUCGAGGUCGGGAAUGUCGUCCUGACACGACAGAUGGAUGGGCACAUGAAAGGGUCGGGAGGGAGGGCGCGUGUGUAUGUGCUUUACUUUGUUUUCGUUGAUAAAGUUCUCCUGCACCACCAGCCCUGGGCCUGACGCUGACACAUCCAUCCAUCCAUCCAUCCAUCCACAGGGCCUCACUCAUUUCUGCCUAUCCGCCCAUCCAUCCACAGCGACGUACCCUUGUCCUUGUCCGCAUCCUUAGCGUUGUCUUCGAGGGUCAGGUCCUUAAUCUCGGGCACAUCCUCCCCCACAUCUCCACCCUUCUCGCCCGGCAGAAACCAAUCCCUGUCGUGACCCUCCUGACCGACACACACACACAGCCCAAUGCACGCAUGGCAUGCCGGUCUGUCUGUCUGCCUGCCUGCCUGUCUGUCUGCGCUGUUGCCUUCCACUCCACUGACCCCUUGUGUGAGGGUGGUGUCGAGGUCUUUGACCCUCGCCUUGCAGGGCACGUUCCGCGUGACCAGGUACUGCUUAUUCGGCGGCAGCCACUUGACCUCUCGCUUCGCAUCUGCGGGCUCCCUGCACACACAAUCGACAAUCAUCCAAGAGAGAGGACCAUACCAUCUGCCAUGCGAAUCGAAUGCUGCCCAUGCCAUGCGCACCACGUCCAUGUGGGGAACUUGAACACGAGCUGGUCCCCCGCCUCAACGAACUCCUGCGGCGUCAGUAUGCCCUUCUCGCGGAACUGGGUCUUGGUGGGCACUGGGGUGAAGGACGACACCACUGACCGAUACAGAUCGGCUAUCUGAUGAGCACUCUGCAUCCCGGGUCAGACAGACACUAAACAGCGGCAGAGCACCAGCAGCAGCCGGGAUGAGGGAACACCGAUGUGCAGCCAACAGAGAGCGGCGCAAUGCACGAGAUCUCGGCCUGCAGGAGGCAAAGCGGCAGAACGCC